Molecule: messenger RNA, 3915 nt
Organism: Marchantia polymorpha subsp. ruderalis
Lineage: Eukaryota; Viridiplantae; Streptophyta; Marchantiopsida; Marchantiales; Marchantiaceae
Source: the annotation of a GenBank genome assembly
CGUCGAUCUGGGGCAUGGCGCGGGAGGUGGUAGGGCCCGCCUCGUCGAUUGCCAUCUUCUCUCGCAGUUCGUCGUCCUUGCGCACGGCUCUGCUGCUAGUGCUAUGCGCUGCGCUCGGCCUCUCCCUUCACCCCUCCCUCGCUCCCUCGCUCCCUCUGUUCCCUCGGGAGCCCUACCUCUUUCAUGUCCUCGCGGAGCUUCUCCUCUUUCUUCCCUCCGCUUCCAGCCCCGACACCAUGGUGUGCUUGCUUUCCUUUCCGUGUGCGUGUGUGAUUGAUCGUUCUCGCGUCCUCGUCGUCCAGUGCCGUGCUCGCUGCUCCAGUGCUCGUCUCUGCACGUACGUCGCCUGAAUCCUGUGUCCGAGGAGAAGCCCAUCAGCGCAAUCUCUUCGUUCGACGAAACGGAGGGAGAUGGCGGGUCCGUGGAAAGUGUUUUUGCGGUUUAAUGAAACUCUCGGGGCUACUCUGUUACAUGCGGAUGUAGCCAAAUGGAGUUAAAGGUAUCGAGCGAUCGAAGGUGGAAUUAGCAAGAGAGCCAAGAAAAGGUCGUACGACCCAGCCACGCACGUGGGAGCUCUCUGCGGCGUGUACUGUAAUUCUAGUUGCAGAGGGGAUUACUUCUUGAGCUUUCUUCUACAUUUCGCCUUCUUCGGGUGCAGGGGGGAAGUUGGGGCUUCCGGAGGCCGAGUCCAUUGAGUUGUUAAAAUUCGCAUCGCAAUCUCCUAGCUUGGUUGCACACAGGAUUCGAUUGCGAACAGGCGAAAUGGGAUCCAGCAGUAGCCGACACGCUGCGGAUGCUACUGAGCGACGGGAUCGGGGAGACUACCCCGCUGCCAGAAGAGACAGUAGUGCGGGUGGCCUUAAUUUUACCGGUGCUUUGGACCGAUGCACCUCUGAGAAGCUUGCUCUUGCACGGCUUGCUCAUGGCGAGGAGUUUAGGCUUAAUCCCAAGAAUUAUUGUGAAAUUAUGCGAAGCUGCUCCACGGUCAACAAUUGGAGACUUCUGCCUACAGUAUACGCGAAAUUGAUGGGGUCGAGCUUGUAAAAGAAAAGGGUUCUCUCCUCACUGCCUCGUUUUGAUCUCGAAGAAAACUCCUGAACCUCCUGAAGAAAAUUUCGGACAUACUUUUGAGGAAGGAAGUAGCGAUAUACGUCGAGUUUUCAGAGAAUAUACUGAUACCGGCGGCUUGCGGCUGUUUAUGUCACCCCUUCACUUUCCAGCCUCAGGACCUCUCUUGGGCCGUGUCUCUGACCCGGAGAACGGAUUGUAUUCCUUUUUCUUUCCAGGGCGAACUAUCUUGUGAAUCUGUGUAUCCGUUCACGGAAACUAGGUGUCUUGAUUCUCAAGAAGGCAGUAGCUGUCUAUCUUUGAUUGUAUUCUUACAAAAGACAUGAACCUACGGAUUCAGGAUUUUGAAGCCUGUAGUCAUUUCACCCCACCACCUCAGCAAGCCACUUUUACUUCAACGUUCUGGUCUCAACCUCGGAGGGAGUCUCAGCGUCGAAUUCGUAGUGGACUCAGAUCUGCGAGACAACCAGAAGUUCCCGCCUUUAUUCCACUUGCAAGCACAUCGAGCGGAUCAGGUACACUAAAAAACAGUUCUUCUAGUGGAGAAUUAACAUCCUUGGAAAACCCCGCAGUAGAUCAGCUCGCCUCUACUGUGUCAGCAUCCGAGGGCAGCAGUAGCAGAACAGCACCGACCACUCAUUAUGGUGCACAAGUUGAAAUCACGAGGGCUCUCGAAUCUGCAGGGGCUAGUGCGGUUUUGGUGGUUGAAGCUUUUCCGAGUGAAGUUUCGGAGACUCCUUCUGCAGGUAUUGUAGAAGGUGGACAUGCUAGAAACACUGGAGGGUUGGACUCGCACAACCUGUGGUUGGAAGGCCAUCCUCCUUGGAAUUCAAGAUUCAGUUCACCAUUAGGAAGUAGUGCAUCUGAGACUCCUAGCUUGAUAGGCCAAAAUCUGCAGGCCGUAUGUGAAACUACUCUACAACAGCAUCGUGUAAACGAAAUGCAAGAACGACUUCGAAGAUAUGCUGGAUUUCCACCCUCGUCUUUUGAUUAUUACGACCUAGAAAGGAGGGGCAUGCUUUCUGCAGAAUCAUCUGGCGCGCAAGAUCACAGAACAGAAAGCAACCUCGAAACUGGGGAUGCCAGCUCAUCCGUUUCAGGGAGCGAAAGGGAUGAGUUUCCAUUCCGGACACCGGCUUCUUUACAAGCUUGGGAGAUAACAGAAGAAGGCAGGCUAAUAGAAUACAGACGCUCCGUUUACACAAAUUCUGAAUCUUGGGGUGACAGACACUUGGCGUUCCAUAGGUCUGAACUCCAUAGCGGAUCCACUGAGCGUUCCAGCACACCCCCUGGGCCUAGCUCAAACCCCAUAUCUACUGCAGGCAGAGAAUCUCGACGAAACGGUGGAAGGAGGUUGUGGGAUGCCUUGACAAGAGCAGCCUCUCAUCGUCGAACUUCUACACCUAUGACCGCCCCUACAUCUGAGAGCGUCAUCGAGAGCUGGAUGCAGAACGAAGAUGAUCACAUCGAUUUUGGUGGGUUUCAAAGCAGGAGUCUCGAUCUAGAGGAAAGGAGGAGACGGGUCAGGUCACAGGUCUGGGCUCUACAGUUACUUAGUAAUGGGCUGGAGGGAAUGCCUGGUUUCACCCGUCCUUGUGUCUCUGGAGGACACCAUCAUGGUCAUUGUUCUUGCGAUGUGCAUGGGGGUGCUGGUGAAGACACGAGUACCAGGGCGAGCAUAUCUCGGAUCAUAAUGCUUGCUGAAGCGUUGUUCGAGGUGUUGGACGAAAUUCAUCGCCAGUCUAUUGCUCUAUCAAGAACUUCAGUACCAAUUGCAUCACUACCCGCCCCCGAUACAGUUGUCAAUGCGAUUCCAACCCGAAAAAUUUCAAAGAAACUGCGUGAAGAAGCAACCCAGUGUAAUAUUUGUCUUGUGGAGUAUGAAGAAGGCGACAACGUGAGAGUUUUGCCUUGCCAUCACGAGUAUCACGUAGCUUGCGUUGACAAAUGGCUCAAAGAAGUCCACAGGGUAUGCCCACUGUGUCGAGGCAACGUCUGUGAGGCCAACUCUGUGGCCCUCUAAAGUGAAAGACGAGCAGUGAUGCGUCCAAGUAUUGAAGAAAUAGAUGGCUAGAACUUCCAUCGAUCCUCUAGUCCCCAAGUUCAAAGUUAUCGACCUUGCUCAGCCCACUUUUAGAACCCACCCAUACAGGCAGCUGUCCUAAAGUUUAGUGGUCCUCCUUUUGUUUUACGCAGCACUUGUCAUUUGUACUAUAGUCUAAUAACUUACCCAGUUGCUACCUGAGAUGUGAAUUUGUACAUUCAAGCCAGUCUUCGAUAGAGCUGACGAUAUUGAUUUGUUGCUUAAGACGUGAAAUUGUACAGUCGAGCCUGUCGUUGUGAUAGAUCUUAAGCGACUGGUCAUCCUCCUGCACACAGUGCGAGUAAUCUUCGUACUUUUCUGGCCCUUCAAUGCAGCGAACUUUUGCUGUUAGCUAUUGUUGAAAUAUCCCCCGCAUAGCAAGGGGUUUCAGCUAAGUAUUCGGCGUUGCUGUUGUAAGCGCCUUCUCAUGGAACCAUAUAAUCCAUCUGACUCUUACUGGAUUCGUUCUCUACUAGAAUUUUGUUAUUCAGUGAGGAAACUCUCGUCUUGUGUUUAAGUAAAUCCUCCUGCACUUCAGCGUUUGGAGUAUGCCUCACUGAAGUUGGACAUGUACUGCGUUUUAGAAAUGUUGAAAAGCAUGUGCGAAAAUGAGCGCAGUUUUUUCGCAUGUUGUGGCGAUUCAAGUUGUCGACCCAUCUGCAUUUUUUGGUUAGAUAUCACAAUCAGCAGAGACUUGACUUCUUGUCCCACGGUAUCGUGUCAAUAAAUAACGCUUAGUGCCUGAGGUGCUUUGCUUGAUGACG